AUGGCCCAUCUCUGUGCGGCUGGCACAAUUGGCAUCGCCGCUACUGGUUUCGCUCUCGGUCGACCCUCGCCGCCAAAACAACGCCCGAUGACCGCCCGGAAGAGGCAGUCCCUCCUUACCAGAUCAUACCAUUCCCCCUCAGAGAGUAUAGCGGAGCCUCGCCCGGCGACGGCUGCCCACCCUGCUCUCCCUCGCCCAGACUCUUCCCAACCGGAACGCAUGGCGCAUCCGUUUCAGAGCCAAGAAUCGCAAACACUGCCCAACACCCUGCCUUUGAGGCAAGCUGACAGACCUCCCAUUCGUCCCCGCCGAAGGACGUAUGUUGGGCCCGGAAUUAAAAUCAGUGAGGGAGAUGUCGUGGAUGAACUGGAACCUCCCAAUAGUAGCCGCCCGUCCUCGUCCUGGGUACGCCGGCUCUCGAUCAUCACGUCUUCUUUAAAUGGCAGCUCGCUUUCGGGAUCGCGACCACAAUCACCAUCAGUUACCGGAUCUACUACGCCCUUUUUUCCUUCCAACUAUCCUGCCCCUUCUCCCAACAAGCUCGUGAAACGUUCGACAUCCUCUCACGGCCCAUCGUCCGCACACCGAUUACAAAAGUUUGAGCCUGCUACUCUACCUGUGCUGCGGCGACCUGCAACGAGCCACCAACGAUCUGCAAAUAUGCGCCGGCGUUCUUCUACAGAUAGCCGGGUAGGCUGCGGUACCCCGAAGUUCACGCCAACAAUCCCCUCGACAGAGGAGAACUCGCCACCCACCCCAACUCACAGUAGCUCCUGGCGACCAUAUUUCAGCAGAGCUCGCUUUUCAUAUUCAUCGGACCGUUCCACUCGGCGCCGUGCCCCCCCAUCAAGAAAUCGAAAUCAAUCUCCUCGUCGCCUUGUUGCCCACUCCAAUGUUGCGCCUACUUUGCUACUUGCCUCGUCCAUCUUGCCUCCUGGCCGAAAAACCAAUUCUUCCUCAAACUUGGAACCAAUGGCCCGCGAGAGAUACUAUUCAUGGAAUGCAUCAGAAACUGGAGAUGCUGCUUUUGCUAGUCGCUCUAAUUCCAAAACCCUGCCCUCAAGUGCCCGUCCCCCUUCGCAAGAUGUUUUUCGCGAACCGUUUGCUUCGUCGUGGGAAACUCCGAAGCCUUUACGACGUCAAUCUUCGUUCUCCCAUGACGAUGCGCAGCUUGACACUCCGUCAUCGGAUUUCUAUAGCACCUCCAAGAGCGAAAGGCUUCACGGAAACUCGAUACGUGUACGACGACGAGGAAACAUCACGGACCCUGAUAUAUUUCGUCGACCAAGUACUUCGUCGCAAGUUGAAUUUUCUGCGAGCCGUUUUGAUCGAAUUGGUGCCGCAGCCGAUGAAUAUGCCCCGAAAUCCCGCUUGCGCCAUUGUCCGAAUUUUACAGAUCUCCGAUGCGAAGCCCUUAAUCCAACCGUGGCUAAUCCAGAUAUUGCAGAUAUUCGAGCUCGUCAGUCCAUUCGCGCCGUUCCCCCAAGCUGCCCCAACUCCCCCGUUCCCGAUUCUCCUCGUUCGCUAGCAGGGUCUCCAGCAAGCCCUCGUCAUUCAGCUGCAGCAUCGGACCCUGCAUCUACACUAAUUGGGUCCGAUAAUGAUAUUAAAGUCUUCAGUUCCGGUGAGGACGAUGAUACUGACUUCCAAAGUGACAUCGGUUUUGAUUCAUUCCCUACUCGUGUAGCAGGUAGUAGCAAGGCAAAUCGUCGUGGGCCUCGUAUUGAGACCAUAUUCGACCAGUCAGUCUCUGCACCCAAUCUGGUCUCCCUUCAAGCAGAAAAUUAUCCCAUUGGCUUUGCGGCGAACAGAUCUCUGCCUUUUUUUCCACACGAUAAACGACUUCCCAACCUUGAAAGGCACACCCCAUCUCCUCGAUUGAAGUUUCCAGAGCGACCGGGUCAAGAAAUUCGCCUGGUAUCUAAUUCGCCACAGCCGCAGUAUUCAAGAGGCCUACCAAAGAUCCAAAGUAUGGAUGAGUUUCAAGAUGAAAUGGAUGCUUGUGCUUCGCUUGAUGAACAGCCGAUUCCCAACUUUGAAGCCUCAAAUGCUGAAUUAUUGUCUACCUUGAGCAGCCCUAAGGCAACUGAUCUACGGCCUCUUUCUUCAGCAACACUAGGUGAAGAUUGUGAGAAAAGCUCACGACUCUGUCUCUACGAUUGGUCCGAACAGCAAAAGGUCAAGAAGGAUGAACAGGGUUCUGAACCCCGCCCAAGGACCUCUCAUAUUGACCAGCUUCUUAAUCUGCGUGGGGGUAGAACUGUGCUUCGACGCACCUCAAGUUCUCUUCAUCUUAGAAGCCAAAGUGUGCCGAUAUCCAGAGAUCCGAAUGUACCAAAAGAAACGAGCGCUGCAAAGAAAUUUGCAACUUGGGGAUUAGGCAAUAAAGGAGCUAGUGAGGAGUGGGAUGGGGAUUUCGAUUUCGAGGACAACGAUCGACCAAGUCAAGCCAACCCUUUCGAGAAAUGCCAGAGUAAAAGCGAUAAAAACCAAACCGUCAGAGUCCCUCAGGCUAUUAUGGAACGCCAGGAGAGUGUUUAUGGCCAAUUCAGUCACGUCCAAGAGCUCACUGUGCUGGUUGAAGAGCUCAAGCUGCUCCGAGCGCGGGCGAGGGCAAUGCAUAUAAUCGACGGUCCCGCUAGUGACUUGUGGAAAGAAGCUCAAGGGAUUAUUAGUUUGGCCACUUUCGAAGAGGAGGACAACGAACGCGAGUUGAGAAUGAGACGGUCAACCUCAUCUCUCACGUUUAGCUUGGAAGAUUUUGAAAUCGAGUCGGGGACCGAUAAAAGGCUAGCUGGAUUAAAUGAUAAUUUAGCUAUAGCUGAUGAUGACAGCUUUGUCUCCGAACUUCCCCCGCCUCCGCGGAACGGCAAACAGCACUACCGUCCUCGUACGGAUUCAUCCACCAAAGCGAAGUUUGUUCUUGAUACCAUACAUCGCGAAAGAAAAUUACGUGAAAAUGUCCACCCCAGGACAAGUAUUGACGGCCAACAAAAGCUUGCAUUUGAUACACAGUCCCUUCGUGAUCUCGUCGUUCGCGCCGGCGUCGUGACGCGGGCAUUGAAAGACGUCGUCCGGAAGGCCGAGGGAGUCUGCCUGCCUCUUGAGACUGACCAUCGCAACACCCCCGAUCCCCCCUUCAGCAAGAUCUUCAACCAGCCGCGAGGCGAUUCCGUUAUGCUCGGCAUUCAUUCCUGA
Molecule: messenger RNA, 3198 nt
Organism: Ophidiomyces ophidiicola
Lineage: Eukaryota; Fungi; Ascomycota; Eurotiomycetes; Onygenales; Onygenaceae
Exons: 2
Coding region: 1-3198 (1065 amino acids)
Biological process (GO): regulation of mitotic cytokinesis
Molecular function (GO): GTPase activator activity
Source: RefSeq, a predicted model, not a curated record